GCCGUUGUCGCCCUGCCCAGGUGAAGGCGAGGAGCGAGCGAGGGGCGAGCGAGGGGCGAGCGAGGGGCGAGCGAGGCGUCCACCGCGGGGCGAGGGACGGAACCGUCGACUUGCACCCAAGAGGGCAGCAGUGCCGGUGGGGCGAGUGCUGCGGCGAGCGGCGCCAUGUCGGAGUUCGACUUUGACAGCGAGGAGAUCCAGCAGCAGUAUGAGUACGUCAACAGCCGCUGGGACUUCCCCGAGGAGGAGGACCCCGAGGACGAGAACAACCCCGCUCGCCUCUUCGAGCGGUCGCGCAUCAAGGCCCUGGCAGACGAGCGCGAGGAGGUGCAGAAGAAGACCUUCACCAAGUGGGUGAACUCGCACCUGUCGCGCGUCUCCUGCCGCAUCGGCGACCUCUACGCCGACCUGCGCGACGGGCGAAUGCUCAUCAAGCUGCUCGAGGUCCUCUCCGGCGAGCGCCUGCCGAAACCCACGAAGGGCAAGAUGCGGAUCCACUGCCUGGAGAACGUGGAGAAGGCCCUGCAGUUCCUCAAGGAGCAGCGCGUCCACCUCGAGAACAUGGGCUCCCACGACAUCGUCGACGGCAACCACCGCCUCACGCUCGGCCUCAUCUGGACCAUCAUCCUCCGCUUCCAGAUCCAGGACAUCAGCGUGGAAACGGAGGACAGCCGGGAGGUGAAGUCAGCCAAGGACGCCCUACUGCUGUGGUGCCAGAUGAAGACGGCAGGAUACCCGAACGUGCGCGUCCACAACUUCACCACGAGCUGGAGAGACGGCCUCGCGUUCAACGCCCUGAUUCACAAGCACAGGCCGGACCUCAUCGACUUUGAUGCCCUGGACCCAGCGGACCCCUACGGCAACAUGCAGACGGCCUUCAACGUGGCCGAGCAGAAGCUGGGGCUGACGCAGCUACUGGACGCAGAGGACAUUGCGGUAGAGCACCCGGACGAGAAGUCGGUCAUCACCUACGUGGUCACCUACUACCACUACUUCUCCAAGAUGAAGGCGCUGGCCGUGGAGGGGAAGCGCAUUGGGAAGGUGCUCGAGAGCGCCAUGGAGACCGACCAGAUGAUCGAGAAGUACGACAGCCUGGCCUCGGAUCUCCUCGACUGGAUCGAGCAGACCAUCGCCAUCCUCAACAACCGCACCUUCGCCAACUCGCUGACGGGCGUGCAGCAGCAGCUGCAAGCGUUCAGCUCCUACCGCACCGUGGAGAAGCCGGCCAAGUUUACAGAGAAGGGAAACCUGGAGGUCCUGCUGUUCACCAUCCAGAGCAGGAUGCGCGCCAACAACCAGAAGGUUUUCUUGCCGGGAGAGGGCAAGCUCAUCUCCGAGAUCAACAAGGCGUGGGAGCGGCUGGAGAAGGCGGAACACGAGCGCGAGCUGGCGCUGCGGGAGGAACUCAUCCGCCAGGAGAAGCUGGAGCAGCUGGCGCGCCGCUUCGACCGCAAGGCGGCGAUGCGUGAGAGCUGGCUCACCGAGAACCAGUGUCUUGUGCUGCAGGACAACUUUGGGAGCGACCUGGCGGCCGUGGAGGCGGCGACCAAGAAGCACGAGGCGAUCGAGACCGACAUGGCCGCCUACGAAGAGCGUGUGCACGCCGUGCUGCACGUGGCCCAGGAGCUGCAGGCCGAGAACUAUCACGACGUGGCGCGCGUGGCGGCCCGUCGGGACAACGUCCUGCGGCUGUGGCGCUACCUGCAGGAGCUGCUGUGCGGGCGGCGUGCCCGCCUCGAGGCCAACGUGGCCCUGCAGAGAACGCUGCACGAGAUGCUGCACCUGCUGCACAGCAUGGAGGAGCUCAAGGGGCGGCUGCUGUCGCAGGACUUUGGGAAGCACCUGCUGGGCGUGGACGACCUCCUGCAGAAGCACGCGCUGCUGGAGGCCGACGCGGCCGUGCUGGCCACGCGGGUCCACAACGUCACGGCCGCCGCUCGCAAGUUUGCCGAGAACAGCGACGGUUACCAGGCGUGCGACCCGCAGGUGGUGAGCGCGCGGGUGGCAAUGCUGGAGGGCUGCCUGGACGAGCUGCUGCGGAUGGCGGCCGAGCGGCGCGCCGGCCUGCUCGAGUCUCGCCGCCUGUGGAAGCUCGUCGGCGAAAUCUCCGAGGAGGAGGCGUGGAUCCGGGAGAAGGAGCGCAUCCUGUCGUCGGACGACUUUGGCCGCGACCUCACCAGCAUCGUCCGCCUGCUGAGCAAGCAGCGCGCCCUCGAGGACGAGCUGCAGCACCGCGAGCAGCGGGUGCGGCAGGCCGUCGCCGACGGCCGGGGCAUGGUCGAGGAGAGGCACUUCGCCGCGGACAAGAUCGCCGAGAGAGCCGGCAACCUCCUGUCGCUCUGGUCCGAGCUGGGGCGGGCGGCCGCCCUGCGCAAGCUGCGCCUGGAGCAGGCCGCGAGCCUCUUCCAGUUCCUGGCCGACGCGGACGACGCGGACGCGUGGACCAUGGAUCACUUCCGCCUCGUCUCCAGCGGCGACAUCGGCCACGACGAGUUCUCCACGCAGGCCCUGGCCAAGAAGCACCGGGACAUCGUCGAGGAGAUCGGCAACUACGCGUCCGCGAUCCGGGGCCUGCAGGAGCAGGCCGACGCUCUGCCCGACGAGGUGGCCCGCUGCGGCGGGGUCAGCGACAGGAUGAGCAACACCAAGCAGCAGUAUGGCGACCUGCUGCAGCUCGCUGCCCAGCGCAAGCAGCAGCUGGACGACGCCCUCGCGCUGUUCAAGCUCUUCAGCGAGGCCGACGCGUGCGAGCUGUGGAUCGACGAAAAGCAGAAGUGGCUCGACCAGCUGGAGAUACCGGAAAAGCUGGAGGACCUCGAGGUCGUUCAGCACAGGUUUGAGGGCCUUGAGCCUGAGAUGAGUGCCCAGGAUUCUCGGAUCAGGGUGGUGAAUGGAGUGGCCGAGCAUCUGAUCAGGGACGGACAUCCGAGCGAGACGGCGAUCCACGCUAAGAGAGACAACCUCAACAGCAGGUGGGAUGUCUUCCGAAAGCACGUGGCCCAGAAGAAGGAGGCCCUCCUGUCGGCGCUGAGCAUACAGAACUACCACCUGGAGUGCAGAGAAACCAACUCGUGGAUCCAAGACAAAAUCAAGCUGGUCGCGUCGACGCAGGACCUCGGCAACGACCUGGCGGGAGUGAUGGCGCUGCAGCGGAAGCUGUUCGGCAUCGAACGCGACCUGGCCGCCAUCGGGGGCAAGCUGCAGGAGCUGCGCGGGGAAGCCGGGGCGCUCGCCUCGCGGCACCCCGAGCAGGCGCCGGCCAUCCUCGGCCAGCUGGAGGCGGUGGACGGGGUGUGGGGCGACCUCGCGGGGACGCUGCAGCGUCGCGAAGAGUCGCUCGGCGAAGCUCGCAAGCUGCAGAACUUCCUGCGUGACGUCGACUCCUUCCAGGGCUGGCUGUCCGGCGCCCGGAUGGCCGUGGCCUCGGAGGAGCUGCCCAGCAGCCUGCCCGCCGCCGAGACCCUGCUGGUGCAGCACGGGGCCAUUAAAACCGACGCCGACAACCACCAGGACGACUACCAGAAGAUCCGCGGCGUCGGCGAUGACGUGACCCGAGGGGAAACGGACGCGCAGCACGUGUUACUCCAGCAGCGGCUGCAGGCUCUGGACGGCGGGUGGAAGGAUUUGCACCGCAUGUGGGACAAUCGGCGCGAUGUCCUUGCCCAGGCGCACGGCUACCAAACCUUCCUGCGAGACGCCAGCCAGGCCGACAGCUUCCUCACCAACCAGGAGUACGUGUUGUCCCACACGGAGAAGCCGGCCUCCCUGGAAGGCGCCGAGGCGGCGAUCCGCAAGCACGAGGACUUCCUCUCGUCGAUGGAGGCCAACCGCGACCGGAUAAACGGUGUCAUCGCGUCUGGAAAAAAUCUGGUCCUGGCAGGAAAUGCACACGCGGACAAGAUCCAGGAGCGCGUGGACAACAUCACGGACCGGCACGCGAAGAACCAGGACACUGCCAGGGGACUUCAGUUCCUCCUCAAGGACAACAGGGACCUGCAGAAGUUCUUGCAAGACUGCCAGGAGCUGAGGCUGUGGAUCAGCGAGAAGAUGGUGACCGCGAGCGACGCGUCGCCCUGCGGCGAGGCGCGAGGCCUGCACAGCAAGUGGCUCAAGCACCAGGCCUUCAUGGCGGAGCUCGCUUCCAACCAGGAGUGGCUGCACAACGUCAAAGAGGCCGGCGCCGUGCUGGUGCAGCAGCAGCCCGGCGCGGCCUCGCUGGUGCAGGAGAAGCUGGGAGAGCUGCAGGCGCUAUGGUGCCAGCUCGAGAGCUGCACGCAGCACAAGGCCGAGGAGCUGUUCGACGCGAACCGCACGGAGCUGCUCGCGCAGAGCUGCUCGGCGCUCGACAACUGGCUGGGGGACGUGGAGAACCAGCUGCAGUCGGACGACUACGGGCAGGACCUCACCAGCGUCAACAUCCUCCUCAACAAGCAACAGCUGCUCGAGAAGCAGGUGGAGGUGCGUGCCAAGGAGGCGGAGGAUCUGUCCGGCCAGGCCGAAGCGUUGCAACGUGAGGGCAAGGGCGGCCCCGAGGUGGCCGGCCAGCGGCACGCGCUGGAGCGGCGGGUGCACCACGUGGCCGGGCCGCUGGCGCGGCGGCGGGAGCGGCUGCUCGCCUCCAAGGAGGGCUUUCAGUUCAACAGAGACCUGGAGGACGAGAUGCUCUGGAUCGAGGAGCGGAUGCCACUCGCGACGUCUUCCGACCACGGGAAUAACCUGCAAACGACGCAGCUCCUCAUCAAGAAGAACGAGACCCUGCAGAAGGAGACGGAGGGCCACCGUCCGCGCAUGGAGGAGGUGUACCAGCGGGGGAAGGCGCUGCUGGCCCGCGGGGUGGUGCCGCCCAGCGGCGGCGACCGCCUGGAGGGGUUGAAGGCGACGUGGACCCGCCUCGGGCAAGAGGUGGACAAGCGGCGGGGACGGCUGGAGGCGGCCCUGCGGGCUCACCAGUUCUACUGCGAUGCGGCUCAGGCCGAGGCCUGGAUGGACGAGCAGGAGCUGCACAUGAUCACCCAGGAGAAGGCCAAGGACGAGGCGAGCGCGACGGCGCAGCUCGCGCGCUGCGACCAGCUGGAGCGCGCCGUUGGGGACUACGGCGACGCCGUGCGCCGCCUUGGGGAUGGCGCGCGGGCCAUGGUGGACGCCGCACACCCCGACAGCGAGCAGAUCAGAAGCAAGCAGUCGCAGGUGGAGCGGCUGUACCGCAGUCUGCAGGAGCUGGUGCAGGAGAGGCACGUCGGGGCGGGGGGGCUGUGCAGGCUCUUCCACCUGCAGCGGGAGGUGGAGGACCUGCAGCAGUGGAUCUCUGAGAAGGAGGUGCUCGCCGUCUCCCCGGAGCUGGGCCAGGACUACGAGCACGUGACGAUGCUGCAGGAGAAGUUCACGGAGCUGGCCCGAGACACGGAGGGCAUCGGGCAGGAGCGCGUCGACGCCUUCGGCAAAGCGGCCGACGAGCUGCUGCGCGAGGGCCACCCUGACUCGCCCACCGUGCGCCAGUGGAAGGCCUCGCUCGACGCGUCGUGGCGCAAGCUGCUCGAGAAGAUGGCCACGCGCAAGCGGGGCCUGGCGGGCUCGGCACGGAUUCACAAGCUGCUGCACGACGCGCGGGAGCUGCAGGGCCGCGUGCAAGAGAAGCGAGCGCAGAUCCCCGAGGAGUCGGGCCGGGACCUCAACCACGUGGCAUCGCUGCAGCGCAUGCACUCGGCGCUGGAGCAUGACCUGCUGGCGCUCGGAGCACAGGUGCAGCAGCUGCGCGAGGAGUGCUCUCUGCUGUUGAGCGGCGACAUCGGAGACAAGGCGCCCGAGGUCCGCAGGCAGGAGGAGAAGGUGGUGGCCUCGUGGACCGCCCUGCAGGAGGCCUGCAAGGCCCACCGGUUGAGCCUCGCCCAGGCCAGCGAGAGGUUCCACUUCUUCAGCCUGGUGCGCGACCUCAUGCUGUGGAUGGAGACAAUCAUCCGACAGAUCAAGGCCCAGGACACCCCCAGGGACGUGUCUGCGGUGGAGCUGCUCAUGAACUACCACCAGGGAAUCAAGGCGGAGGUGGAGGCCCGCGACGAUAACUUCGCGGCCUGCAUUGACCUGGGAAAAUCGCUCAUCGCGAGGAAUCACGACGCCGCACAAGAGAUUAAGGAAAAGCUGGAGCAGCUGAACGAGAAGCGACGGACCAUGCUGGACAUGUGGGAUAAUCGUUGGGACUGGCUGCAGAUCUUGAUCGAGGUGUGCCAGUUUGCGAGGGAUUCGAACGUGGCGGAGGCCUGGCUGGUGAUGCAGGAGGCGUGCCUCUCCACCACGGAGCUGGGCGACAGCGUGGACGCCGUGGAGAAGCUGCUGAAGCGGCACGAGGCGCUGGAGAAGCUGGCCUCCACCUGGGAGGAGCGCUUCUCACUUCUCGAGCGGCCCACCUCGUUGGAGAUCCGGGAGUUCCGCCGCCGCGAUGAGUUUGGCAGCCAGGACUCGCUGCACAGCAACCACGGCGUUGCGCUGCACAACGGAGCCGGACAGUCGGCCAUGGCUUCCGAAACCGACGCCCGCGGCGAUCUCCCACCGUACAACGGCUUCUCAAACAGCUCGCCGCUCGACUCGCCGAGGCUGGGCUAUCGCUCACAAACCUACCAGAACUACCGGCCCAAGCGCCGGGGCACCUUAGAGCCAGCAAAGUCGCACGGCGUCGCGCAAGACUGAAGGCGGCUUUCCGCAUCAGAAGCCCUUCACCGGUUGGCUUUCAUUUGAUUUUAGUGAAAUGAAAUCAAAUGUACGGCAGCAGACUGUUGCGGGUUUGUGUAGCCUGUUCCCCUCGGUAAACGAGCGUUCCACGUGGAGCGUUCUGACGAUGACAGCGCAGUCCCGACCCGUGCCGUAACCGCGUCUGCCGAUCACACGGUGGAUAUCACGCAACGUCCUUGGCAGGAGGAGUCAUUUAACGCGGCACGUUUCCUCUGCACGAGACACCCAAGCAUUGGUGUCCUUAAUUUAAAACGUACCUUUCGCAUGAAAUUGUACAGAACGGUUCUGAAUUACCCGACGUAGUACUUAAGAAUCGGUGUCGCCGUGCGAGAGCAACUCAUUGACCCCUUGAGCACAAGCCACCGUGAAGUCAGACAGGUGAAAAUGGAAGCGCACGAAUUUUGGUCAAAACUACAAUUUCUCAACGGCGGGAAUGAGGGAUUUUAACGUUGGCACUCGCCCCGUGUGCGACAGUUAACGCGAGUGAAAUUCUGCAGCUUGACAGAAUUCUCUAGGUCAUCACAUCAAUGAUACCAUUGAUCCCCAAGGGGUACGGACCUACUCCAUGGUUCACCAUUCUGAGACGUGACCACAGCGGCCACCUAAUGCCUCAAUGCAUCCUCCUGCCUCGGUGCACGGCGGGGAGGGGGGUGGUUGUUGGCACGAUGGCUUUUAACAAAUGCAGUUUUGCACAGGUGAGGGUUUCGUGUGGAUGCAGGUGCCGGGUUGGUGAGCGGUAGGGAUUGCAACGAUCCAUUGAUGAAUCGAUCGACUUUGAUUCUUGAGCUUGUGGCGAGAGAUAACAUCCAUCGAAUCGUCUAUAAGAAUCUACAUUUCCUAUAUUUUUUAAUUGGUAAAAAAGAUUCUCGAAUAGACUCAUCGCUGGGGACGUUGGAGGGGUGGAGUGGGGUUGGCAAAUGGGGACAGGGAUGGUGAAUUGAUGAAUCGUUGCACCCACAAGUGGUGAAUGGACACGCGCGCGUUGCUGUCCUUGCAUAGGAUGGGGGUCGAUUUCUUUGCUUGUUCCCGCACGAGCUCGCUGUGAGGCGGGGGGGGGGGGUGGACGAUUUGCCCCGACCGGUUUUAUGUUCCAAUAAGUUGUGUCCGCAUGUCGCGUGCGAACUAAACCCCCCGUGCCGGCGUCUCGCCGUCCGAGAGCACCAUCGCCCAUGACCCCCGCGCGGGCAAGAAGAAAAAAAAAGCUUAUUGCGGGGACAAACGCGUGGCGUCGAGCUGCAGACCGGGCGGCCGCGUUCACAACAAUGCCGGCGAGCGCCCGAACGGGACGGCCGAAGUCCCCCGGGGGGAGGGGGGUGGUCGGCGCUCGUCGAGUCCUCGCGAGCGGCCCGCGGCGCCCGCCACGCAGCGCCUCGAGCGCUUUGUAGGGGCGCCAGCGCUCGACCACGACGACGGACGACUUUUGAAUCGUUUUAACGCAGGGUGGGCGGGGGGGGGGGGCUCGUCUCUCGUGCGCUUUCACUCGGGAGGUGGAAACAAUUGUGAUGGUCUGUGGCAGGAGCACGCCGCGCGCAGGACGUUUAUCGACGCUUUUCACGUUCAGCAUUGUACCCAUCUGUCCCCUUUGUCCCGAGUGUUUUCAUUAUUCCGGUGCGUAAAGCAGCGACGGGGGGCACCGGCUUCCAGGAACACUGGCCGGGCACGUUAGCGGCCUACGACGACGAUGCCGUUUCAUCAGCCCAGAAACCACCACGUGCCAAUAGCAAGCAUUUACCUGCCGCACACGCGGCCUCGACGCACGUGCACCUCCAGCCGACUCUGCAUCCCUCGCAGCAGUGAACCCAUUCACCCCCAUUAGCGAGCGUGCGACAGAGCAUUUCUCAUCAAGUUUACCCGCGUGGCAACUUGAUUUGAUCGGCUUUGUCGUCGGGUUGGUGGAGUCUUAUAGUAAACACAACAUUGCAAACAAUUGGCAUCUUAACUUACGCUAGGAUCGAACCCAAAAGAACGUGACAAUGAAUGGUAAUGUUCGUCGCUAGAGCCGGCGACGUACGGAAUUAAGUUUCAGUAUUACCAAGCACUUGCGCGCAACGCCAUUUGUUGGCGUGCGGUCUACGACUGCGGUCCCCCCCCCCCCGAUGGCUUCGUGCGACACUCGCAGCACCGCUGUGCUGCUGUCACUAUUAUCAUCGUCGUCGUCGUUACUAUUAUACUCUGCAUAGCCAUUAUACAGUUUUAAUGUAACCCUAUUCACGCGCUGCUCGCUCUUGUGUUAAGUCUCAGCUGCGACGGUAAUUUCUCGUUCCCAAGAGUGAUAUACAUAAAGCGUUGGUUUAAAACAAAAACAGCUUUUGUUGUGUCGCACUGGGCUUUACUUUCGCUUAUGACGUGCACGGAUGGGCAGUGUGUGUGAGCCCCUGUGAAGUCAAGGUCUGCGGUUGCCCACGCUCGCCCCUCCUAGCGACUCUGCUGCCCCUUGGGGUAUAAGUUCAAACUACUGGGCAAUAUUAAUUCAGUUCUACGCAGCCAGGCCACUCACUAACGACAUCGUGCUCGUGUUAUGACCUUUAUGUUUGAGUUAUAUUCUUAUGUUUGCCCUAUGUAGCCGUGUAAAUUGUUGGCAGUUGCGGGAUAUUGUAAGUCCAAACACACCAAAACAUUUGAUUGCUUUCAUGUGAUUGCUUUCAUGUGCUUGCUCAAGUGCUGUGCAGGAUACACAGAAUAUCUCAUAAUGCUUUCGGUCAACACAUUUGAGAGGACACUUUAACAAAACGUUGGCUACGUGCUUCAAACAAUAAAGCUUUUGACUAAAUACUGGAUGACAUGUUGAUGACUUUGCGGCAGAUGUUCAUGUUGCUUGCAUCACAUUCUACAAUACUUCGACUCACAAGCACCGCGACCACGUGUGAGACGUCUUCCCGCGUGGGAUUUGGCUGACAACUGGGCCCUGCAACGGCCGGAAUCUAAACAAACGACAGAUGAAGCCCUGACCAAUCCAGGUUGAUGCUCGUUAUUUUUUCACGUGCCGAUUGUUUCAAUCCAUUGUGGACUUGGCCGUGCGGUGGUGGCUAAAAUGCACGUGGCCUGUAACCCAGCACUGCGGAGCCAGCAGCGAGGGUUUGGUGGAUCACCGCACAAAUGAGAAACUUCAUUCCCGUAGACGUCGAAGAGGAACCAUACCCCAGCAAAGGCAGUAAAUACAAACAUUACUAAAACAUCUUCCCCUCUUGUGUGCGAUAGUGUUGCCCUCUCGCAAGCACGGGGUUCCUUCCCACAUGUAAACACUCGCAGUUGGCUAAUAACGCCUUCAAUAUAUAGAGGACCGCAGAGCUUGGGCAACUAUGCACCGACGAUCGCGUGGCUGCUUUCCCGCUCGUCCGUGGUUCCCCGCGCCUCCGAGUCGUUCCCUCGCUUUGAAAGCGGGUGACUACCGUGCUGUGCACAUAAGUUACAAUUGUUACACGACACAAGAUUAUUGUACGGCUGUUGCGGCUUGCUCUCCGUGGGGACUGCCGUUCAGUCUUAAAUCAGCAGUUGGCAAUCGUAUGACGGCGGCCGACCAUCGAUGAGAAAUACUGCCAAUGAUCAUGGUAGGCGUUUCACGGAGGGCAUCCCUUCUGUUGUUUUAAAGCAUCGUUACAUUGCCAUGCCACCCCUUAACUCUAUAUAAUGUGUCCAAGCUCAGAGCAUCGACAGCUGCCACUACCUGUGGUCAUUGAAUGUUGUCAGCGAUCGACUUCCAUCAAAUGUCAAUUUUUGCACCUUGCAAAUAUGGAGGUGAGACUUAAUGUCUUUCGGUGGGCAGCAUGUCAUUCACCGUUUGAUAAAGAAAACAAAACAGCGCUCAUCAGCUCAAUGCCCAUCUCAAUGCCUUAAACAUGCAUUACCGUAUCAUCUGCUACAUAUAAAUGUAUUAUUACUUCGCAAGAUCUUCUGUAUACUAAUUCUGCUUUUUAAAAAAAACCCACAAGUAAUCCCUGUAUUAUAAACAUGAACCAAUGUUGUUUGACAAAUGUACUGAACGUUUUAUUCCACCGUCCCCAACCCACAUUGAGGGCAUGUUAUACUCCACACUUGUAACGCAGGCAGCACACACCAGGUGACCAGGGCCCGGCCAAAUUGAAAAGGGGGCAAAAUGUUUUUGAGGAUAUGGCCAAUGCAGCCAAUUCAUGCAUUCAUGUCGGUACACGUCGUCACCCUGUAAUCAUUUUGCUUUGUCCAGCUAGAGACCCCAAGUGUUAUUUUGCUUCAUGUUGUAACACCGUUAUGCAUGUUAUUUUCCAUUAAAAGAAAAAAAAAUA
Molecule: messenger RNA, 10982 nt
Organism: Petromyzon marinus (sea lamprey)
Lineage: Eukaryota; Metazoa; Chordata; Hyperoartia; Petromyzontiformes; Petromyzontidae
Product: spectrin beta chain, non-erythrocytic 1-like
Cellular component (GO): spectrin
Molecular function (GO): actin binding; structural constituent of cytoskeleton
Source: RefSeq, a predicted model, not a curated record